Nanorana parkeri is the source of this 1194-nucleotide messenger RNA. RefSeq names its product transport and golgi organization 2 homolog (gene TANGO2). The coding region runs from base 197 to 1027 and encodes 276 amino acids. Gene Ontology annotation, biological process: protein secretion; Golgi organization. The record is from RefSeq and is a predicted model, not a curated record. The transcript has 9 exons. NCBI's taxonomy places the organism in Eukaryota, Metazoa, Chordata, Amphibia, Anura, Dicroglossidae. Gene Ontology annotation, cellular component: Golgi apparatus.
GCAGUGUGGAGCACAGGCAGUGAAGACUGUAGUGUCUGUGUAACAAUAGGAUUUAAUUGUUGUGGAAGAUCAGUCAGAAGUCAUUCAUGUCAGAAACGGACUGGAGACAUAAGGACUGACAUCUGUGGAGGAGGCAACUAAAGAUUCAUCCAUGAAAUAGCUUAUUAUCCGUGUAUUGACACUUUUUUGCGACCUCAUGUGCAUCAUCUUCUUCAAAUUUGAUCCUCGCCCCGUCUCCAAGAAUGCAUAUAGACUCAUCUUAGCUGCCAAUCGAGAUGAAUUCUAUCACAGGCCUGCCAAGCCAGCUGAUUUCUGGGGAACCAAUAAUGAAAUUCUUAGUGGAUUGGAUAUGGAGACUGGGAAGGAAGGAGGAACUUGGCUGGGGAUAACAAAAAGAGGAAAGUUUGCAGUGCUGACAAACUAUUUGCAACCCAAAAUAGAUGUGAAUGCCAAGGGCAGAGGUCAUCUGGUAUCAAACUUUUUGACCUCUGAUCUAGACAGUUUUUCUUACAUGAAGAAUAUAUCUGAAGAGGGACAUCUUUACAAUGCUUUUAACCUGGUUGCAGCGGACUUUAACAACACAAAGGGAGAUGUAAUUUACUAUUAUGGAUCCAAAGGAGAAAGACAACCUGUCAAAUUAAAUUCUGGGUUGUAUGGCUUAAGCUGCAGCCUGCUGGAUACCCCAUGGAAGAAACUCCAACACGGGAAGAGACUUUUUGCUGACAUCAUCAAAAAGAGCCACGACAUUGCCAAAGAAGACCUGGUGCAGGAGCUCAUUAAAGUGAUGAAUAAUGAAGAGCCGCAGAUCCCAGACCCAGCUAUAGAAGAGCAAGGAAAAGAGUUUGUCCGCCCAAUCCUUACUAGCUACUGCUCAGUCUGUGUACGCUGCCCAGGCUAUGGAACAAGGACCAAUACCAUUGUACUCAUUGAUAAUGAAGGACAUGUGAGCUUCACAGAGCGCACAAUGAUGAACUGUGACAUCACUCAGUGGAAAACAAGCACGUACCAGUUUAAGCUGCAGCAAUAGUACCGCCUUAGUAACAUGACCCAGUGGUUAACCAAGGAUAAACAUACAUAUCAAAUCCAUUGAACUUAUGGUGCCUAGAACAUUGUGUUAGAAUGUAUAGGUUUUAAAACGUAUCAACCAGCACAAAAGUUGCAGAACCAAAAAAAAAACAGCGAUGCAACAGAAAG